Saprolegnia parasitica CBS 223.65 is the source of this 1388-nucleotide messenger RNA. RefSeq lists its product as hypothetical. The record is from RefSeq and is a predicted model, not a curated record. NCBI's taxonomy places the organism in Eukaryota, Oomycota, Saprolegniomycetes, Saprolegniales, Saprolegniaceae. Bases 21 to 1277 code for a protein of 418 amino acids. Gene Ontology annotation, biological process: nuclear-transcribed mRNA catabolic process, nonsense-mediated decay. The transcript is spliced from 8 exons.
UGUCGAAAAGCAGCAGCAGCAUGGAUCGCGAAGUGACGCCGCAAAAGACGCGCCGAGGCAACGCUGGCGGCCGGGCCAAGGCCAAAGGCGGCGGCCGUGGCUCGGCGCCAACCCCGCGCCCCGCGCCGAUGCCAACGCCAACGAUCUUGCGGGCCGCACCGCCCCCGGCCGUCGCGACGCUCUUCAACCCAGACCAGCCACGCCAGCAAGUGCAUCCGCAAGGCCACCAGAAGCUGUAUGAGCCCAACUCGUCGCCGUUCUCGCCGCCAGGACCGCUCUCGCAGCCGGCGCAACGUCCUGGUGUCAGGGCGAAAGCCGACCCCGUGCCACAAAUCCAUACGGCCAAGACGGUGCUCGCCGCCGAGCAGCAAAACGCGCCAGUCAGCAGCCGCGGCUGGAAGCUAGUCAACGCGCAGCUUCAGUUUUGUGCAGACCUAGCACAACCUGCGAGCUGGGCCGAGCUCACGCAGUACCAGGUCGUGGGCUGCAUUGGGCUGGAGGGCGUCGGCAAGUCGACACUUCUCUCGAUGCUGGCAAACCAAAGCCCGUCGACGACGAACGCGUGGUUUCCGAUCCAGACCCUGGACUGCAAACUUAACGGCAAACACCAAACCAGUGGCAUCGACAUGUGCAUCACGGACGACAAUGUGGUGCUCCUCGACUGCCAGCCCUUCUUGAGCAGCUCCAUGCUCCACGAGAUGAUUCAGAAGCACGAAUCGCCCAAGUUCAACGCACUCCCGCUCGACCAGCAGCUCGAAGUCGCUGCACUUCAACUGCUCGUCUUCCUCUUCUCCGUCUGUCACCACGUCCUCGUCGUCUCGGACACGCCGAGGGACCACGACCUCGCAGAGCUCUUGCAAUGCGGCGAAGUCCUCAAGCAGCGCGUGCCGAGUAUUUCAGGCGAGCUCACCGAGCACUGCGCACAGGCCAUUUUCGUUCAGACCAAGACACCACUUCGAUAUGCCGACUCGGCGCUGGCAUGGCUGCAGACAACGCACGGUGCAUCUCUCUUUGCGUCCAGCACACCGUCCUUACCCGUCUUUGCCCUCCCUCGUCUCGACGCACCAAGCUUUCCCGCGGCGUGGGAUGCCUUCGCAACGUUCAUGCAGCACCUCCCCAAGACGUCACUGACGCAGAAGAAAGGCCACACGCUUCUCUCGUUGAAAGAGUGGGUGCAAAACGCGGCGCGCAUUUACGAGAGUUUGCGCAAGUCGAGCUCGAUGGGCGACUACAGCCGUUUGCUUCAAAAAGCAUCGUCGUCGGCCUCAGGCAAGUGAACUGCAGUGGCAACGGCGCUCGGGCUUCAUGCGACUGAUGUCGCCCUUGGAUGCGCGCAGCUUUUCAUGGAUCAGCUGCGCGAGCUCGGUCUUGAGCCGGUGGAUCUCGCG